GAGACUCUCUGGUUGUGUUUGAGCAUUGGGUAACUGCAGCAGCAGCAGAACAGCUCGGUGUUUUGCCGCGGAAAGGACGAUUCAGAGGAUUUUUGUGGACUCCAGGAAACAAGCAGAGUGUGUUCUCAGCUGGAGGAUAAUCAAAGUGUCUGCAUCUGCUUGCUGCUGGGCCUAAAGAUAUUUUCUCAGUUCUCACACUUAGAUUUUGUGUGUUCUACAAAUUGAGUGCAAUCGAGGCUGUGCCUGGACCCAGGUCUGUGAGUUAAACAUGGGAGACCAGAGAUCAGUCCAGCCCCUCCUGCACCUGCUGCUGCUCCUGUUGCUCCUCGCCAGGAUGUCACAACUGUGGGCCUUCCCCUUCAGCCCAUCCCUGGACCUGGAUGUCAUUCCCAGGACUACUAUCUUCUCCAAAGGUCUGUUGGGCAGCACCCGUUUCACCGGCUCUUCCCAGAACUACAGCACCCUGCUGCUGGAAGAGGAGGUCGGGCUGCUGUACGUGGGAGGCAGAGGAGCUCUCUACGCACUCAACACCUCUGACAUAUCCACACUUGGAAACCUCACAAUUGAUUGGGAUGCUUCCCCUGAACAGAAGAAGCAGUGUCUAAACAAAGGCAGAGACAAUCAGACAGAGUGUUACAAUCACGUCCGCUUUCUGCAGCGAUACAAUGAGACUCACCUGUACGUCUGUGGAACAAAUGCCUUCAGACCUCUUUGUGCUUAUAUAGAUGCAGAGCGGUUCAGCUUCUCCUCAGGCUUUGAGGAGGGUAGAGACAGGUGUCCAUAUGACCCAGCAAAAGGAUACACUGGCCUCCUCGUAGACGGUGAGAUGUUCACGGCCUCUCAGUAUGAGUUUCGCAGCUCUCCAGAUGUGCGCAGAAACUUCCCCUUCCCCACCCUCAGGACAGAGGAGGCCCCCACCCGCUGGCUUCUGGAGGCAGAUUUUGUGGGCUCUGUGCUGCUGAAGGAGAGCAUCAACAGCUCUAUCGGUGAUGACGACAAGAUUUACUUCUUCUUCACGGAGAGAAGCCAGGAGCAGAUUGCCUACCCGAGCCAGACCAAGGUGUCCAGGGUUGCCCGAGUCUGCAAGAAUGACUGGGGUGGCCAGAGGACCCUGCAGAGGAAGUGGACCACCUUUCUCAAGGCCAGAAUGGUGUGUUCAGUCCCAGAAUAUGAGCUGCACCUCAAUAUCCUGCGCAGUGUGUUUGUCCUGCAGGGUCGAGACGCUCAAAGCAGCAUUUUCUACGGUGUCUUCGGCCUGGAAUGGAAGAAUAUCAAAGCAUCUGCUAUCUGCCAGUACGCCUUCUCAGACGUGCAGAAGGCGUUCGAGGGGCCGUACAUGGAGGUGCAGGACUCAAAGUGGAGGGAGUACACCGGGAAAGUUCCAGAGCCAAGACCUGGAUCUUGUAUAACAGAUCUGCACAGGUCCCAGGGCAUCAACUCAUCUCGAGACCUUCCAGACAAUGUCCUCACUUUCGCCAGAAGGCACCCGCUGAUGGCCAGCCAGGUGCACCCAAUUGGGGUGCGCCCACUCAUGUUCAAGAGGAGUGUCAACUAUGUGAAGAUAGCCGUGCACAAGGAGCCAGCACUGGAUGGGAACAUUUACACUAUUCUGUUUUUGGGAACUGAUGAUGGGUGGCUGCACAGGGCUGUAGACAUUGAUGGAGAAAUGCAUAUCAUAGAAGAGUUGCAGUUGUUUGAUAAACCUCAGCCCAUAGAGAGCAUGGUCAUAUCCUCUGCCCUGCGGAGUGUCUAUGUUGGCUCCCGCUCCGGAGUCGUGCAGGUACCGAUGUCGGCCUGUCAGAGGUACACUUCCUGCUAUGACUGCGUAUUUGCCCGAGAUCCGUUCUGCGGCUGGGACGGGAGGGUUUGCGUGCAGAUAUCUUCACGUGCGCAGAGGUCAAACCUAACCCAGGAUAUCUUGAGAGGGAUCAGGGGCUGUAAAGAGAAUUCAGGAAAUGUGGUCCAUCGGAGGCGUUCUGUGAUGGCAGGUGACGAUGUGCUGCUCCAGUGCGAACUGCGCUCCAACCUGGCAACUCCGCGCUGGACGCUAAAUGGCAAAGAGCUCCAGGGAUACGGCCUCAAUUCGGGCUACCGCAUCGGCACAGAUGGCCUCCUCAUAAUCGGAGCUCGUGCCCAACAGGGUGGGUCUUAUCGCUGCUUUGCUCUCGAGAACUCCGUCUCGGUGCUGGUUUAUCUUUACACAGUCAGGGUGCACACAGACUCGUACUUCCCCGUGGAGCCCACAGCCACGACCAACCCCACUACGGUUUCUAGCCCGACUGUUUUCUCCACCAGCAGCCCCACUGAACAGCCUCUGCCCUCACCUCCCGCCCCGCUGCCUCCAGGACCUGAGUUCCAGACCUACAGGCACAUGGAGGCUGUGUACAUUUCCCUGGUGGCGGUUCUCGGGGGGCUUUGCUUGGUGUUGACUGUGGUGCUGCUUUAUGUGAGCUUCUGCACCAGACGGGCUCCUCAGGACCGAAAGUACUCCCAGCAGGGGCUGCAUGUCCUGGGCGCCUCUGAGAGGAAGAGGAGCUCCCAUCUCGAACUUAAGACCAUCUCCAGCCACUGCAACGGCCGCCAGGGUCGUCGGUCCAUCUCGGUGCCAUCCUUCGGGGACUUGGGUGAUGGCUUCCUCCAGAUAGUUCCAGGCGAGGGCCAGUUGUCUCCAACCAAAACACCUCCCCCAGCCCCUCCCCUUCCUAUGCCUCCUCCGCUGCCCAACAUGGACUAUGCCAACGGGCUGUCGGCCACCCUGCCCAGCGUGCUGAGGAAGAUGAACGGGAACAGCUACGUGCUCCUGAGGCAAGCCGACUCCGAGGGCAUGUCGCCGCUCUACCACUCCUUCACAGAGGAGCUCAACAGGAUCCUGGAGAAGAGGAAACACACACAGCUGGACCUGCAGCCUGAUGAGAGCUCCAUCUAGGGCACCCCUCUCAGUCUUUGUCCCGCUGUUAUUUAUUUUUACCCCAACAAUGACCCGCAGUUGUGGGGAGAACUGACCGUUGUAUCAAACGCUGCUGUUAUUUACCCAGUGUCAGAGUACCUGCAGGUCGUGUCCUAACCUGAUCUGAAAUGUGCAGCCUCCUGUGUCUCCCAUGACAAAUGGCCCAUGAUUUCACUUCAACAAUGGACUACACGAACCAGAGACUGCUAUUCAAAAAGUAGAGCUGUGAAAAAUGUGUUCCAUAGGCUGCACUGUUACAAAAUUACUAGGGAGCUACCUCUGUGUAGACUGUCUAGAGACUGGUGAAAGAUGGCGGACAGAUGACACAAAAAGGCAAAGGUGCAAAAUGGGACAUAGGUAAAAAUAAUAAAUCGGGCCAGGAGGUGUUCACGUAUUUUUGAGACUGUGGAAGUGUUCAGGAUGUUUUUAGUGCCAUGUAAUAGUAGCCCUCUACGGAGCUUAAAGUGAUACUCCACACAAAAUCUCAGUCUUUUGUGCAUUGUUACAUGGCUAAGCCUUAUUUUAAAACAUGGCCUACCUUCCAUUUAACAUGCUCGCAACCUGAGAGCCUGGCCCCGGUCUGGGGUAGAAUAUGUUUGACUCAUCCGUAGUCACAGGACUGGACUCACGAAUGUCAUGCAAAUCCUUGUAUGAGGCUGAUGGUGAUCGUGGCUGUCUCAGCUUUUAGAUCUCCUGGUUUUGGGCAGUUCAGGGUCAAUUUAUGGGCAAAAUAACUGGAUAGCAAAGCCAAUUGAUCCUUUAAGAUGGUAUACCAUCUGCAGGUGUCACAUCAGUUGCAUCCCCAAAAUCUCCUCCAACAAAUCCACUAAUCUACCAAACUGAAGGCCUGCUGGAAGACUUAUCAUAAGUGUUUUUCUCCACCCGCUUUUCUUUAACAAGCUCAAGUAUAUUCAAGCAUUCAAAAAGCAUGUGAAUAAGAUUAUGCUACUAGAAUCAGUUAAAGAAGUCUCAUGCUUUUUUUUUAACAGUGAACACUAUAUCCAAAUUGGAAAUCCAUUUCUUCAAAUUGGUGGUAUCAUUGACCAAGAGCCUGAACCACCAAAAUAUAUAAUUAAAAAGAAAAUCAGCAAAUCCUCACAUUUGAGAAGCUGAAACCAGCACAUUUGUAAUUUUUUCUUCAUGACUCACGAUGAAUUGUCUAAUUGUCCAGAAUUGAAUCUGACUAUGAGUCUUUGUCCUCUAGGACAAGGCAAACUGGUGUCAUUUUACAGCCACCUUUCAAACUCACAGAAGGUGUUUGAGAUUUUAUGUGGAGUAUCACUUUAGAAAGCCAGUUCUGUUACAGUGCAUGAGAGUUCAGGUGGUAAGACAAAUCAUGCAUUCCAGUUUAUUUAAACAACUCUUUGUUCGUGUUCCUCUGUUCUCGUGUGAAUUGCAAUAAUUACAUCACUGUUGCAGCUGUUGGUAGCAAUGUGUUGUGCCAGUGCCAAUGGAAACACUUGUAGCAAACUGUGAAAUAAUUUGGAUUUCUUUUUCCUGGCAUCUUUCUGUUUUUAGCAUCUGUGUGAUAAAGGAGAUACAGCUGUAUGACGGUUGUAGUUCUGCUAUUAAAGACCACUGAAGGAGCAGUUUGUGGUCAGUUUAAUUCAAUUCACUGACAACCACAGGCUGGCUUCAGGGUCCGGGAGGCUGAGAGGGAACCACAACGAGAUACUGUAAAGAAAAUGCUCAUUUUAAUUUUAUAUUUAAGCAACUAAACAUACUUUAUUUUGUUACACAUUCAAGAUGUUGCUUCCUCCUGAGACGUCAGGGCUUUAGUGUCAUACCAAUGAUUUCAAAGACUAUUAGAUUAGAUUAUUUUAAAAUGUUACAAACAGGCAACGUGUUUUUCGUCUAUUAUGAAUUACAGACGCAGGUUUUGCGUUUGUUGUGACAAGUCGCUGAAUCAGAGUAGAGCAGACCUUCAGACACGCUCCCACAAAGGCAUCCUCGGUGUUUACCUGACAUCAGAGCAAUGCCAAAACAACAAGAGCUGCAGAACCUACAGUAUUUCCUUGAACAGGUGAACGGCGAUAUGAUUAAAUGGCACACGUAUAACUCAGAGGGAAGUGACUGAAAUGAAUCUCUGAGUGGUUUGUAAAUGUGUCACGGCCAGUGGUAAAUAAAGAUCCGUCAUUCUAGCAAAGUGUUGAAUCAGCUCUUGUAGCGGUGGCUCAGCAGCAGUCCUCUACGGUGAGUCGCAGCGUGCAUUUGUCAAGAGAGUCGCUGACAGUAACAGCAGUGUACUUGGCUCGCCUCCACAAAGAGAGAGGACAAGAGGGGGUGGGGGGUGAUUCUUGUCUGUUUGCAUAGAGUGUUGUCGUCUCUGCAGGUAGAAGCAGACAGAGAACAUUUGACCUGAGUGUCCUGGUUAGCCAUGCAGGAAAACAGAUGAUGAUACGAGUAGGCAGGAGCCAUUUUGCACUUGCAGUUCUUCUUGUCUGCCUUGUAAAACACUUUAUUUUGAACCUUUUUUGAUUGAGAAUAUAGUCAAGGGAAGCACUUUGUGCAGACUGAUAAAUGUCCUGGUCCUGAUGGAAUAAAUUCUGUCUCACCAAAGGCCUCUCAGUACGAUCCAAAUAAGCACUUAUCUGCUUGCUUGCAUGCUUAUGAGGCUCUUUUUUCAGAUUUUGCAAAACAGAUUUUCCGUCGCCUUUUGUAUGUACAGCUGAGUGGAACACCAGGAAUAUCGUUGAGGAGAGACUUUACAAAAAAGUGUGCGCCCUUAUCCCCUUUUGUACGAUUCAGUGUCUUGUCCAUCUCUAUGACAGCAGACAUUUUGGCCAUUCAGAACAGGUAUAAACACUUUCAGACGAUACCUGACCUACUUCAUUAUAAGUAUACUGAAAUCUUAACCCCACUUUAACUCCACUGGUCAUCUCCCUGUGACAUUAUGCCAAGCCUCUUGCUUUUAUUAAUAAAGGGGAAAGAUAGGCUUCAAUGUAGCAGUUGUAGUCUCUUUUCUAAUCUCAGACUUUCCAUUGUUGGCCCAAUGCUUAGAAUCUGUUCGGCCGUCCAUUAUUUCAAAAUAUCAGACAGAAUUUAUUAUAAAGAGACUUUUUUUUUAUUUAUGAAAUUGUUUCAUAUCAUCAUUUAAUUGAUGCCAAAAGUGCUUUAGUUUGAGGGGAGUGGGCUUUAAAAUGUAAAACCCUAAGCAAAUUUAUAUAUGGAAAAUUACUAUUAUGACUCGGCUAAAAUUGCUGUAUUCCUCACUAUAGGCCAGUGUGCGCUCCAAUAGCAGUUACUCUAAAUAUUUUCCUCUUGGCCGUGGCACAAACUAGGGCUGUCCACUCUUCCCGUUGCUGUUUGUCCUUACAGAUGAAGCCAAAUAUGGGCAUUAUUCGGGGAAGAGCUGAAACAGAACAUUCUGCUAUAUAUGCAGAUUAACUGCUUUUAUUAUAUACCCUUUCGCACUUGCGGGAAAUAUCUGUUUAUAAGUUGAAUUUAGGGAAGAGAGAACUCCUUUUGGUUAAUGUUACCGCCCAGACUUUCCCAUGACUUACAGUUUAAGAUCUCCUGAGGAUACAUAUUCAGGGGAAGUGUUCAGUGCUUCCUGGCUGUUGGACGUGACAUGUGUCCCCUGGCUAGCCGUGCAGAGAGCAGAUGACGAUACAACUGGACGUGUUGGCAGAAGCUACUUUGCACAUUGCAUGUUUUCCAGUUUUUUUCCUGUCAGCCUUUUUAGCCCUUUCACUAGUUUUCAUCCUCAUCUUCAUUCCUCCCCCCUCUCUAUCUCUCUCCCUCUCUGCUGCCUCUUUUGUUUUCCCGUCUCAUCACCUCUGCGUGACAGUAUCAUCUAUUACUCUCUCUGCUCACAUUCACACUCUCUCAAGGACCCUGCUGAGUUUACAAAUGGCCAUGAUGGCCCCUAAUCAGUUAGGACCAGAGUCCCAGAGUUUGUGUUUGUCAAAGCAGCGGAAAACAACAGAUCUCUCCGCAUUAGUUUAACAUUACUGAUAGAGUGAAUGCUAUUCUGACAUUUCUAGCAGAUUUCUGUGAGGUAGUUUUCUUUGCACGCAUUUCCAAUAAGAAUGAGACAGCUGAAAUAUGAAUCAUGUCCUUAAAAUUAAGGAUUCACCCAUGGUUUGGAUUGUUAAUCUGAAUGAGUAAUGGUUUUCUGAUCCAUUUAUAAGUGUGAUUAAUGUGAGCUUUUUAAUUUUAUUUCAGUCAAAGUUGUAAAGAGAUGUUCUUGUUGGGUUACAUUGUAAUGCAAGUUUUAAAAUGUGUACUGAGUUUAACAUGUUACCGUACUUAUUCAUGUAUUAUAAAAGCCUCCAUCAUCAAGUUUCCUCACCAUCAAGUUGUGGACAAUCCUUAACAUGUUGAAAGCUUCAUCUGAAUCUGUGACCUCUGCUGCUGCUUCAUUCUCACUUAAGGACAACCUGUUUACAACAGACACUGACUCUGCACUGUAUAUUGUACUAUGGACUUUAGGUAAAAAAUAGCUCACAUAUUGGCUACCAUUUUUACAUUCACCUUCUACACACAACCCCACAGUGAGGCACCUUUUGUCUUGUGUCAAUAUGCAAGAUAUGGUAUACUUUGUAGAUGUAGAAUAUUCGUCUAGGUGUUGGCCAAAGAAACCGGAGUGAAGAGUUCACAAUUUGCAUUUGCACUGUUCUUUUGUAAGUACUUUGUUAAAGGUCAUGUAGUACACUCUUGUAAACUGUGACACUCUCCAUCAAGUUGGUUCUGUACUAUAUUUUGAUGUAGAUAAUGAAUUUAUCUCUGUUGUUUUCUCAGAAUAUAACUGGCUGAAGUGACACCCUUCUUGUAAGACAGUUAAACCACCGGAGCUGAAAUAACUUCUUUUUUUUUUUAAUAUUGUCUCUAAUGUCUUAUUUAUUUGACUUCAUUAAAUUUCCACUUGCUUUUGUGCAGAUGAAA
Molecule: messenger RNA, 7834 nt
Organism: Dicentrarchus labrax (European seabass)
Lineage: Eukaryota; Metazoa; Chordata; Actinopteri; Moronidae
Gene: sema4gb
Product: sema domain, immunoglobulin domain (Ig), transmembrane domain (TM) and short cytoplasmic domain, (semaphorin) 4Gb
Exons: 15
Coding region: 269-2926 (885 amino acids)
Biological process (GO): negative chemotaxis; negative regulation of axon extension involved in axon guidance; axon guidance
Molecular function (GO): semaphorin receptor binding; chemorepellent activity
Source: RefSeq, a predicted model, not a curated record